Rhododendron vialii is the source of this 978-nucleotide messenger RNA. RefSeq lists its product as uncharacterized. The record is from RefSeq and is a predicted model, not a curated record. Gene Ontology annotation, cellular component: mitochondrion. Gene Ontology annotation, molecular function: methylmalonate-semialdehyde dehydrogenase (acylating, NAD+) activity; malonate-semialdehyde dehydrogenase (acetylating, [NAD(P)+]) activity. Gene Ontology annotation, biological process: L-valine catabolic process; thymine catabolic process. Bases 139 to 978 code for a protein of 279 amino acids. NCBI's taxonomy places the organism in Eukaryota, Viridiplantae, Streptophyta, Magnoliopsida, Ericales, Ericaceae. The transcript has 4 exons.
CCCAUCUCCUUCCGGAGGAAAUCUUCUGGUUCUUCUGAUUCCAUUCUAGGCCACCACCAUUGUUGAGCUCUCACCUCUCCACCAUAAACUCGGUCGACAUCUACCUCCGAACUCUCGCCUCACACCUCCUAACUCUCAAUGGAAACCUCUAUUGCUUCUUCUCUAUCCAUUGGUAAAGAAGAAGUCUCGAACCCAAUAUAUGAGAGCAAUAUGCAUUUUGAUUGGGGAUUGGAAGGUUGUGCAAUGGAAAUGGAAGUUGACAAGGAAGAGGGAGCCAUGGAUGUUGUAGUUUCAGAGCCAAAAUCACAGUACGAGGGUGACACUUCAACAUUUGGUAGUCAUGUAGGACCCGCAACUAAUCCUACUCCCACUCCUACACUAUAUAAUUAUACGAAGCAUUUCACAACGGACAAAGUAUUUUUGUCCGAGAAAGAAUUGGUAGAGUGGACAAGAUCUGCGGGUAAACGAUACGGCUUUGUCAUUAUCAUUAAGGCCUCGGAGAAGAGCGGGAAGUAUAGGAAGUUUGUGAAGAAGUCUUUGGGGGAGGAGGUGUCUGUGAAGAAAAGGGCGAUGCGUUCCACGGGCACAAAGAAAAUUGAAUGCCCAUUUCUAUUGAAAGGAGUAAAGGACAAUGAUGGUUGGACUGCCUCUGUCCACAAUGGCACUCACAAUCAUCCCCCAGCGGUGUACUUGGAGGGGCAUUCGUAUCCUGAAAGGUUGUCGGCGGAGCAAACUGUCACGUUGGUGGAUUUGUCAGUCGCUAUGGUUAAACCCAAACAAAUUCUAAGUCAGUUAAAGGGCAAUAAUCCUUCGAACGUCACGACAAUCAGACAUGUGUACAAUGCACGACAUAAGUACCGAGUGAUAGAGAAAGCCAGGAGAACUCAAAUGCAACAUCUAAUGGCUCGGCUACAACAUUUUAGCUAUGUGAAUUGGGAUCGUUCGAACAAGGAUAGAAAUGUCACGGACUUGUUUUAG